CAUGCAUACAAUAGAUGCGUAGAACACCUUUUUGACAGUCGCUUCGUACCUCUGCAGAUUCUACCAGUUCCGGUCAGGUCAGGGCUGGUUCAUAACUUGCCCCAGCGGUGAAUUGAAGACACCUGUUCCUCCACACUAGACAUGAUGGAGACUAGAGGUGAACGAAGAGCUCCAAGAGGACUCAGCUACACGAUGCAGCUGGCGAUAACGCUGGGUCUUGUACUGGCAUUCGGCAGCAGAGGCGAGUCAGCGAUGCCGUGUCUGCGAAGCAAUGUCUACAUUCUCGGAAAACAGUACUUCCAGUACAACUGCUCUUCUCGUGGGUACACAUCCUUUCCAACUAUUCCCCAGGGCGACAGAGAGCAAACAGCCUACUUGCACUUGGACAACAACCAGCUACGCAUCAAUGACAACCAAACAUUCGCGCACUUCGCAGAGCUCCGUCAUGUAACUUUAUCGAACAGUGUGAUUCCACAUUUACUUGACGGAACAUUUGACACGUCACUCCAGAUUACUAACCUCGAUUUGUCGAGCUGUCAAAUAGAAACUGUUGGGCCAAAAGUCUUCUCCAAUCUGCCUAAGCUUGGCUCUUUGUUAUUGAAUCAGAACAAAAUCCGACUGCUACCGCCUAACACGUUUGCUGGACUACCCCCAGGAGCGACAAUAGCACUCCGAGGCAAUCCGCUCAUAGACGACUUCCGGCUCUGCAGAGCGCUCACCAGCAAAUCCACGCCGUAUCGUUACACACUUUCUCCAGACCUUAACCAGAGGUUUGGGGGCUCUCCCUUAUCUUCUGUUAUUGUUAAUACGGUAUGCAAUCGACCAUGCAACACCUGGAGACCGGAUUAUCUGAAAGUCUGCCCUGAUGCGUUCUGCAAAGGAACUGUGGCCAACCACCAGUGCUUUACGAUGGAUCUCAGUUCGUACCUUUGGGAUCACUGCCACGAGACUAAUAACGUACUUAGGAUGGCCAGCAGUAAGGAGAAAACGUUCUGGCAAGCCAAGGCCGUGUGUGACACGCUAGGCCUCACGACCUCAAUGGUCACGCCAUAUGAUUUCAAACACGGUUGUGUACAGCGGCUGCUUGCCAAGGUCCGUCAGCAGUACAGUCUUGACUACACGCCCGUCGUGUGGUUGGGACAAUCUUAUAACUAUCAAGGCAACAUCAGUUAUUUUGCCAGCAACAGAAACACUUACUGGCCGGCAACGCGCAAACUAUAUUAUAUGUGCAAAGCCUCUCUUGAGUGAGUGUUACAGGCCAUGUUUUCUAUCCUGGCAAUCUUUUUGCUGUUUCAUCCUCUUUCAUAUUUUUUCCUUUUCUUUUGGACUAAAAAAGCCACAUCUUACGCCUGAUCAUGGGGUGGUGGCGUCCCAGGGCAGCGGAAAGGUGGUUAUUGACCAGGGAGUUGUACGACUCCUUGUCCUUGACCUGCCCGGUACGCGAACCCGUCAAUUUUUUUUACUAAAUUCCUUUUUGUUUGUCUCACUACAUAGUUCUAGCGUUGCAAUUAGUUCCUCACCCCUGUUGCACUUAGCUCUCACUUUACUUCUAUUGUCUCACCUUCCCUCAUUCUAUUUUUAGCACUUUGUUUUGUUCUCGUAACACAUUAUUGAAUGUAUAUAAAUAUUAUUGAUUUGGCAUGGUUAUUCUUCAGUCACGGCUUUCCACUGAUGAUUGUGACAAGAAAAUCGAUUUUGGUAAA
This is a messenger RNA of Sycon ciliatum, 1703 nucleotides long. Its product is annotated as SLIT and NTRK-like protein 6. NCBI's taxonomy places the organism in Eukaryota, Metazoa, Porifera, Calcarea, Leucosolenida, Sycettidae. Gene Ontology annotation, molecular function: protein binding. The record is from RefSeq and is a predicted model, not a curated record. The coding region runs from base 142 to 1248 and encodes 368 amino acids. The transcript has 9 exons.